AUAUAAGAAAAAAAGUUAUGAAGUUCUAUUUUUCUUUGUUUAAUCCUUAGGAAGAAAAGAGAUAUGUCGAAUUCAAAUCUUCGUAUAGCUUGUGUGUUAGUAGGCUUGCCUGCUAGGGGCAAAACUUAUAUUUCACAAAAAGUUUGUAGAUAUCUUACUUGGCUUGGAAUAACUACAAAAGUAUUUAACGUUGGAAAUUACCGUCGGAAAUUAUAUGGGGCUAAACAAGUUCAUUCUUUCUUUGACCCUAAUAACCCCAUUGGUAUUCAACAAAGAAAAGAAGCAGCCAAAGCAGCCUUAGAGGAUAUGAUUCGUUGGUUUAAUGAAGAUCAAGGUAUUGUGGGUCUUUAUGACGCCACAAAUAGUACCAAACAGAGAAGAAAAUGGAUAUAUGAAAAAUUGACCGAGCAAAAUAUUCAGGUGUUCUUUAUCGAAAGUAUCUGUCAGGAUGAAUCUAUUAUUCUAGACAAUAUUAAAGAAGUAAAACUAACCUCACCAGAUUAUGCAAACACCGAUCCUGAAGAAGCAGUCAGUGAUUUCAAGGCCAGAAUCGAUCAUUAUAAAGAUCAAUAUGAAACUAUCACAGAGAAUGAUUAUACAUAUAUUAAGUUAAUUAAUGUGGGAAGUCAAGUUAUUAUCAACAUGAUACGUGGCUACCUCGAAUCUCGUAUUGUGUAUUAUUUAAUGAACUUGCAUACAGCUCCUAGAAAGAUUUAUAUGAGUCGACAUGGUGAGUCUAUGUAUAAUUUGCAAGGUAAAAUUGGUGGUGACUCGGAAUUAUCUUCUCGAGGCAUCUUGUAUGCAAAGAAGCUACCCGAUUUGAUUAAGGAGAAUUUGGGCAAUAAGGACCUGAUUAUUUGGACCUCUACUAUGAAAAGAACAAUUCAAACAAGUUCAUAUUUAAAUUAUCCAAAAAUACAUAGGAAAGCUCUGGAUGAACUAGAUGCAGGUGUAUGUGAUGGGAUGACAUAUGAAGAAAUAGAGGUGAAAUAUCCCGAGGAUUAUGCUAAUCGUGAUGAUGAUAAAUUUAACUAUCGUUAUAGAGGUGGAGAGUCAUAUAGGGAUGUUGUGCUAAGAUUAGAACCCAUUAUUAUGGACCUUGAACGUCAAGAAAAUAUUCUUAUUAUUGGUCAUCAAGCCAUUUUAAGAUGUAUUUAUGCAUAUUUUAUGAAUUAUAAUCAGGAGGAUUUGCCUUAUAUUAAGAUUCCACUUCAUACUGUUAUUGAAUUAACUCCUAAAGCUUACGGAUGUGAGGAAAAGAAAUAUAAAGUGGAUAUUGAUGCUGUAGAUACACAUAGACCAAAACCAACACUUAAAAAGAAGACAUCAAAAUUAGACGUAGCAAAUAAUGGUACUUCAUUAGGUGCUAGUGGUGAAAUUGUAAAUGAUAUUGGAAGUCCUAUUUUACCUAUUAGCCCACAAUUAUGGCCAUCUACCAGUAAAAAUACAAAGCAUAGUCGAACUCCUUCACAUCAACAUUUCCACCUAUAGCAAAUCAACUAGGGGAGAAAAAAAAAGUGUGAGAAAAAACAUCGGUGAUUUAUUUAACCAUACUUUUUAUCCUUUUUUUAAUCCUACAUAAUAUAACAAUACUCUACAGCAGCC
Messenger RNA from Cokeromyces recurvatus, 1605 nucleotides. Its product is annotated as 6-phosphofructo-2-kinase-domain-containing protein. Gene Ontology annotation, cellular component: cytosol. The transcript is spliced from 7 exons. Gene Ontology annotation, biological process: fructose metabolic process; fructose 2,6-bisphosphate metabolic process. NCBI's taxonomy places the organism in Eukaryota, Fungi, Mucoromycota, Mucoromycetes, Mucorales, Mucoraceae. The coding region runs from base 64 to 1491 and encodes 475 amino acids. Gene Ontology annotation, molecular function: ATP binding; 6-phosphofructo-2-kinase activity; fructose-2,6-bisphosphate 2-phosphatase activity. The record is from RefSeq and is a predicted model, not a curated record.